UGGACGAUUGUAGUUCGUACAUUCCGUCGGAGUAGACGCUGCGAGUUGCCCGCGUUGCCGAUUCACUCGCCACGUGCCGCGUAUUACAAUAGUUUAUACUUUUACUGUGACCUAAUUAUAUCAAGCUUUAAUACGUUACCAUACUGCAAACAAAUUCGAAAAGUGUUCGCAUAAGUUUCAAAAUGUGAAUUUAUAUUAUUAAUAUUUACAGCGCAGAUUAACGAGAAGUGACUCAGUGUUUCUAAAGUUUUUAAGUGUUUUCAUCGGCUGUGAAUGAGAUGAGGAUGUCUGUUUUCGAACUGCAAUAGAUUGGAUACUUAACUAAAAUAAACCCGUCUAAUCGGCUCCGUACGAUUGGAAUACGGUUUUUAUAAUAACAUACGCAUGGGAGCCGAUGCAUACGUUUAAAAUUUUAAUUUGGUAUUUGUAAGAAAAUUGACAAAAUGAAUUUUAUCCGGAGCUGGCAGUUAUUAACAGUUGCUGUCGGAAUAAUAGUAACAUGCCCGAAAGUUAUGUCACUUAGCAACUCCACAGGACCAGAUAAAGAAACGAGUGGUCCGACCAUAAUACCCAAUAAAAAUGAAAUAAUUUUAAAAGAGGGCCAAAACUUUACAAUAUAUUGUAAAUGGAAUCAUCCAGUACAAAUAAAGCAACAAGAAAUUGGGGAAGAGAAAACAGGGUCUUUCGAAAUGGUAUUAAGAGACGUAUCGAGUCCCGAUGAUCCGAAUGUAUUCGAGUCCGCGCUCGAUUUGUACAACGUUGACAAAUUUACCGUCGGUUAUUACGCUUGUUUCAAUAAAUCAAUGAACGAAACUGAUUUUUUAAAAAAUAUUAUGGAAGAACCUUUCAAUACGAAUAACAUCUCAUAUAUUUACAUCUACGUUGAUGAAACGAAUAGCUUACUAGCGCCAAUGAGGGAGGUCGUAAUAACGAGAAAUGACACCACUAUUUUAGUCGAAUGUAGACCUACGACACCCGAUGUUAACGUUACGUUGUUAGGGGAAUUUGCAGACAAUGAAUACAGAGUAUACAAUUUUAGCCCCAAAAUCGGGUUCACCUUCGAUAACAAUCUCUUGGAUGUUACAUUAUCUAUUUUCACUUGUGUCUUUGAGAGACGAGGCUUAACGGAUCGAAGCUACGUUUUUGUAAAUAAAUAUAAAAACGUGGUGCCUCCGACGCCAAAGAUUAUAAUGAAUUCAAAGUAUUUCUUGGAGGGUGAAACCUUUACCCUCAACUGCACAGUAUUAUACACAACUAAUUCGGCAGUCAAAUUAACAUGGAAUAUUCCACGGCCAGAACCGUCACAGGAGAGUAUUGGAAUUGAGUCAAAUGAACAUAAUAUAACAGGCGAAAUUUUAUACAAUAGUAUUACCAUAAUGAAUGCGACGAUAAACGACGCCGGGAACUAUACAUGCAAGUGUACAAAUCCAAUCGAUAAUCGUGUAGCGAGAGUUGUAAAAAUAUAUAUAGGUAAAAAAGGUUAUGUUAAAGUGGAAUCUGCUCUCCGAAAUCUUGAUCUAAUCGAAACUAUGCAAGAAACAAUUCGUUUGCAAUUUAUUGUGAACGCAUAUCCUCCAGCAAGCUUCGCCUUUUUUCGUGAUGGUAAAGACUUGCCGGAAGACGAAGAAAAAUAUAACAUUACCAAGAAGUUUGAUUCUGUUUAUCUGAAUAUAGAUCCUUUGACUAUUGAAGAUACUGGAAACUAUACAAUGGUCGCUAGCAAUGAAUACGAAACUUCUAAUUUAACAUAUGACAUAAGAGUAAAAGCUUCUCCUCUUGUUGAAUUCGGGCCAGAAGUCGACAAAAAGUAUUUAUUAGGUUCAAUAGCGACGCUUAAGUGUGAGGCUAUUGGAUAUCCUUUGCCAAAACUAAAGUGGAUUUUCAUAAACGAGACCGGCGAGGAAAAUUCUUACGAGGCUACAAAUACUGAUGUAGAGUCAAUUAUUAAAGUGUCCUCUCUUGUCAAAAUACCUGUACAGACUUCAGGAAAUAUAAUAUGUCAUGCAUAUAAUGCAAUAGGAAACGAUUCCGUGGCAAGGAAUCUUCUAGUGUAUGAGAUAUCCGGCGGAUUUGGAGUGAAGAAUGCCGACAAGGCUUGGUUUCCUGAGGGUCAACGUGUUAGGAUGGCAUGUUACGCUUCAAAGUAUAACUUUAUCAACGUCAGAUGGAUACGAGACGAUAACAAGUCGAGAGUAGAUACCGUGACAGUAAGAACGUCUCCCUUCUCAUUGAUUGCAACAUUGGAAAUAGAGAAAAUAUCGAUUGAGGAUGAAGGCAAUUACACUUGUAUUGGAGAAAAAAACGACAGUUCUAGUGAAAGUCAAACAAUUUUUUUCACGGUUGCAGCAACUCGUCUGCCUGUAAUAACAGUGCCAGAAAAGGAUGUAGAUCAAGAAAUAAAUCCAUACCUACCAGUGAUGCUUUCUUGCCAAGCUAAUGCUGUUCCACCGCCUGUUAUAACUUGGCAUAGAAACGGCGAUGUAUUGCAUAAUGAUAGUAACAUAGAUAUAUUCGUGGACUAUUUAAAUUACACAACUGUGAACUCGACUAUUUAUAUAAAGCAAACGAUUGACGAUUACAACAAAUAUGAAUGCGCCGCUAACAGCGCAGGUAUUGUUAAGCACAGGUCUUACAAUCUGAUUAUAAAAGAAAAAUCACCAUUUAAAUCUGCUAUAUAUCUCAGUAUAAUUGGAGUGAUAUUAUUUUGUCUAGUUUUGUUGAUUAUUUAUCUUGUGUGGAAGAUACGUAAAGAGAAACAGUUUAGGAAAGAAUUAGCUGCAGCUGGAUUGUUAUAUUUCAAAGAGGGGGUAACGAGGUCACUUAAUCCAGAACUUGGUAUCGACGAACAAGCAGAACUAUUGCCUUAUGAUGAGAGAUUUGAGUAUCCAGCUGAUAAGCUUAUUUUAGGGAAGCAAUUAGGCGCAGGUGCGUUUGGCGUCGUAUAUAAAGCUGAAGCCCGUGGUAUAAUCAAUGCUGAGGAGACCACGCCGGUUGCCGUAAAAAUGGUCAAGAAGACCGCUGAUAAUAUGUACAUAAAGGCUCUGGCAUCGGAAUUAAAGAUCAUGGUACAUCUUGGAAAACACGUCAACAUUGUGAAUUUACUUGGUGCCUGUACGAAAAAUGUUGGGAAAAGGGAAUUGAUUGUAAUCGUGGAAUACUGUAAGUUCGGCAACAUACACAAUUACAUGCAGAAGCAUCGAGAAGUAUUUAUCGAUCAACUAACGGACAAUAAGGAGAAGAAUCUCGGUAGAGAAAACAGAGCGUUUUCGUACAGCACAGGAAGUAGCGGCAUGCAGUCGGACUAUUUCGGUUCUAAUCACACUCAAGAAACGGAUCACACGUUUGUAAACACCGCCAAUACAAAUAGGUCUGGCAGGAAAGUUUCUGAGACGGGUUAUGUUCAACCGGAAUGGAGAUCAAAUUACGAGAGUGACUAUAGUUUUGAAGGACGUAACCCACGACCGUUGACUUCAAGAGAUCUAUUAGCUUGGGCCUUCCAAAUUGCAAGAGGCAUGGAAUAUUUGGCUAAUAGAAAGGUAUUACAUGGCGACUUAGCUGCAAGAAACAUUUUGUUAGCUGAAGAUAAUAUAGUUAAAAUAUGCGACUUCGGUUUAGCGCGAAGCAUUUAUAAAAAUGAUGAAUACAAGAAGCAAGAGAAUAGUCCACUUCCAGUGAAAUGGUUGGCAAUUGAAUGUAUGACCGACAGGAUAUUUUCUACGCAAUCUGAUGUCUGGUCGUUCGGAAUUGUGUUGUGGGAGCUAUUUUCUCUUGCUAAAACUCCUUAUCCGAACGUCAGUCCAACGAGUCUCGUACAGUGGCUGUCAGAUGGGCAUCGUCUCGAUAAACCACAGUAUGCAGACAACAAGCUAUAUGACGUGAUGCUUCGUUGCUGGCAACAAAAGCCCACAGCGCGACCAAAUUUCAGCCAACUGCAAGAGAUCCUCGGCUCAUUUCUUGAGGAUAAUGUGCGAAAUCAUUACGUGGAUUUGAAUUCCGCGUACAUGGAUCUGAACGUAAAAUCCGAAGGCCAAGAGGACUAUUUGGCGAUGAUGUGCGCGCCCGACUACAACAACAUGGUGACGCCGAGUCCGCAUCACUAUGUGAACGAAGCCAAGAGCUUCUUCCCGCCAACACCAACACUACAGCACGAUGACGAAGGUUAUCUACAAAUGAGUCCAACUAACCAGUCCAUAUUUAGUCCAAGAGCUCAGAGCGCGAAGUUUGAUUUUGACGCACGCAAAUUGAACACAAGGACCUCUGAUCAAGGAUCCGAGUUGACUCCUAUGUUAACUUUGAACAACCUGCCUGCCAGAAGUGGGUCAGAAUCGGAUUAUGAUGGUAACGUCUCUCCGUACCUCAACAUGUGUCCGAGAAUCGAAGAAGAAACAGACGAAGUAUUCGAAACGAAACAAUAUAAUUUUAAGAAUUCACAAAAUAAUCAGAAUAGCGCCGUAACCAACCCCACUUACAUAACGUUCGACGUUGAUCUGGAGAAGAAACCUCAAAACAUUUCCAAUAAUUACAUCAAUGUCAAUGGUCUAGUCAAAUAGAUAAUCCUAUAACGCAUGAUAAAUUCUAUUCUUGAUACUUAUUGUUACUCUUAUUAAAUAACUGAAAAUAAAUCUUGAUCUCCUACAAAUUUUGAUUAAAUAUGUGUGUAGUUUAGUAGCAUUAGAAAUCUCAGUAAUAACUUUUGCAUGAUAAUACUUUUUAAUUUUGGUAAAUAGCCAAAAUAUUUUUUUUUAAAUAUUCAGUAGUUUGAAUUUCAUUUCUUGCGUGAUUUUAAGUCAAUCAUUGUUAAAAAUUAAGAUAAGGUCGUAAGUGAACGUAUAAGUUGUGUGAUAUUUUGAUAUAGAAAGACGCUGGAUAAAAUAUGAUAAUGAAAUGUUGGUACUCUUAGUAUAUAAUAUUACAUAUAUUUAAUUUAUUAAGCCAAUGUAUAGCCAGUAUUUUCUUUGUUGAGCCCACCAUUUAAACAUUUUGUAAAUAGAUUACUUAUUAUAUAAGCUAAAUAUGUUUUCAUCUCCAUCAUUCCUUUAACAAUUUUCGUGACUGUGAUUUUCUACGAGAUAAAGGAAAUCUAAUCGUAAAAUCGUAAAUAUAAGAUAUUAUAUAUUAUAAUAUUUUUUUACUUGACAGACAAGUUUGU
Messenger RNA from Vanessa atalanta (red admiral), 5149 nucleotides. RefSeq names its product vascular endothelial growth factor receptor 1 (gene Pvr). Gene Ontology annotation, cellular component: signaling receptor complex. The transcript has 23 exons. The record is from RefSeq and is a predicted model, not a curated record. Lineage: Eukaryota; Metazoa; Arthropoda; Insecta; Lepidoptera; Nymphalidae. Gene Ontology annotation, biological process: positive regulation of kinase activity; protein phosphorylation; cell surface receptor protein tyrosine kinase signaling pathway. Bases 444 to 4550 code for a protein of 1368 amino acids. Gene Ontology annotation, molecular function: transmembrane receptor protein tyrosine kinase activity; ATP binding.